Messenger RNA from Zootermopsis nevadensis, 1017 nucleotides. The record is from RefSeq and is a predicted model, not a curated record. Lineage: Eukaryota; Metazoa; Arthropoda; Insecta; Blattodea; Termopsidae.
AAUUGGAUGUUCCAAACAGUCUGAAUUUACACAGUGCAUUUAACACGAACAAAUGAAUAUACAAAGAUCAUCGACUGAAAUAAGAACCGACUUUUUACGCACCCGUUAAAUAUUGUUAUCCCAAAUGGAUCAGGACAAAAGUUAUGUUAACAGAUGCUGUUAACGAUGUUCUUCUAAUCGUUCGAAGACCAACAGCACAAUGCCAUCUGAUUUUCUGACUAAUGGCAAUCGAUUGGUAUAGUCAUUACCCAGGAGAUGAGUGCGCUUCAGUCCGAACAUUUCCUUUUUCAUUCCGUGUAGUGUCGGUAAACUAAACACUUAUCUGUCGUCAGUGACUUAACGAGAUGUUCCACGGAGCCAGGUUCAUAUUCACACUCAUGUGUUUACUGCAUGCAGUGGUAGGCGAUAUCAAAUCUAUGGAUGCUUACUCGAAUAUCUACGAGAAUAAUACGACUCCAUGUCCAAAUUGUAAUGACGAGGCACCUGAAGACGAUCCAGGAAGGAGGUACUUGGAGGGAAGAACUAAGUAUCAUAUUCAAGCUAAUACGGAGCCCUUUCUGAUCAGCCAGCAGUCCCGAUACCUGGAUAUACACAGCGAUUGCUACAGCUGGAUGUUUGGGGGUAAUCGUUGUGGUCAUCAGGUGUUUCAAGAAAUGUGUGAGAAACGACAAAAGCUAAAACUGAUGGAUGCAAGUCCACGUAACAAUUACUGUGGUACUCCAUCAGACGGUUAGACAGCAGCACCCAGUUCCAACAGCCAAAAUAUCUAAGGAUCAUUCUCAUUAGAACGGCAACUGAAUGGUUUUAGCGUUAGUUAAUAGCAAAUCUGUAAUUCCUGUACUUUUACCAAAUGCACGCAACAUAUUGAAUGUUGAGUUUUAAUACGAGACUUUUUUGUCCCAGCGAUGGAUUAAUUAAUCUGUAUUUACUUAAUUUUAUCUCCUAAACUUGUGAGUAUGCUUUAGUUUGUAUAUUUCGCUUGUAUGUAGAAAUGUAUUCAUGCAAAGCAAAAAUAAA